Messenger RNA from Spinacia oleracea (spinach), 1283 nucleotides. RefSeq lists its product as uncharacterized. The record is from RefSeq and is a predicted model, not a curated record. The transcript has 6 exons. Bases 155 to 1231 code for a protein of 358 amino acids. NCBI's taxonomy places the organism in Eukaryota, Viridiplantae, Streptophyta, Magnoliopsida, Caryophyllales, Amaranthaceae.
AGAAGGUCAGCAGUUAUAACACCAAGGUCUCGACUUGCCAUCGAUGCCACUGAUGACUAUUUUGAUGAUGCUAUGUUGGAGGCUAGUUCUUUGACAAGAAAGGUACAAGUUCAGGAUGAUGAUAAUGUUGAUGAUUCCUCGGUGUAUGUGAGAGAUGACCAUAAUGAGGGUACAUGGGUUGAAGGACAAACAAAAAAAAAGGGAGUCAAGCGGAAGCGUUCUAGUAAACAUGUUGAUGGCCAGAAAGAAAAAGCAAGUACGUCCAUCCGAUGAUGAUGCGUCAUUGGAUCCUGAAAAUUCUAAGAAAACGAGGCGUGAGGAUGAGAGGGGUCGUACUGUACUUAAUCUGGUGGGAAAAACAAUAAUGGCUGGCAGCAAACUCCGUUUGGAAUGGCAUCCAGUAAAAAGACUUCCUAUUGGAGUUCACCGAUCUCAUUUUUCUACCUACGUUGGUGUUGUUGUGCGUGAAAGAGUUAACAUCACCUAUAAGGAGUGGUCUGAAGUUCCAAAAGGACUCCUAGAUGAAUUGUACAAUUCUAUCACGAGGGGUUUUUUUGUCAUUGAGAAUCUCAAAGGUUGGGUACUUUCAAAAGUUGCAAAGCGAUGGAAAGCUUUUAAGACUAGAUUAAGACUUCAAUGGAUGUAUUUAGAAGAUGGAACGAUAAGACAACAACCACCAUGGAAAUAUUCUCGGAUACUUAAACCUGAUUGGGAUAAGUUCGUGGACUACUGCACUUCUGAGGAGUUCAAGGCUUUGAGUGAAAUGAAUCGUGAGAAGGCAAAGAAGAAGACCUCAAAGUAUCGAGGAGGUCGACUUGGCUAUCAACAUUUUGAAGAACAGAUAGAAAAGGAUCUUGAAAAGCAGGGAGUCCAUGUGUCGCACGUGCCUCGACAUCUGACUUGGAUUAAAGCUCAUUCCCGUGAAAAAGAUGGAGUUGUAACUUUCGAUAAUCCAAUCGAUAAGGAAAUUUAUGACACAAUAAUGACAUUGGAAGCUCAAGUUCAAAGAGGUGAAAUCGUUGCUAAUGGUCGAGAUGAUAUAUUAGCAAGAGGAUUGAAUAAGCCUGAACAUGGUGGUUCAGUGAGGGCCGUUGGAUCAGGCAUCACAAACAAAGAGUACUUUGGGUUUAACAAACCAACUGCACCCAGCCAAAUGCACGCUGAAAUGAACAGAAUGAGAUCAGAGAUGGGGACUAUGAAAAAUAAUAAAAAAAAAUUAUGUCUUUCAUGAUGUCAUUCUUAACCCCGGAGCGACUGAAGUCGUUUCCAUUUGGUAGUUUUGG